Schistocerca americana (American grasshopper) is the source of this 1437-nucleotide messenger RNA. RefSeq names its product tubulin gamma-1 chain-like. Gene Ontology annotation, molecular function: structural constituent of cytoskeleton; GTP binding. Gene Ontology annotation, cellular component: cytoplasm; microtubule; gamma-tubulin complex. Gene Ontology annotation, biological process: mitotic sister chromatid segregation; mitotic spindle organization; meiotic spindle organization. The record is from RefSeq and is a predicted model, not a curated record. The coding region runs from base 1 to 1437 and encodes 478 amino acids. The transcript has 10 exons. NCBI's taxonomy places the organism in Eukaryota, Metazoa, Arthropoda, Insecta, Orthoptera, Acrididae.
AUGCCAGGAGAAAUGAUAACUCUCCAGCUCGGACAGUGCGGAAAUCAAGUUGGUUUCGAGUUCUGGAAACGUUUAUGUGCAGAACAUGCUAUUGGACCUGACGGUGUUCUCGAGUCGUUUGCCAUGGAUGGAACUGAUCGGAAGGAUGUAUUCUUUUAUCAGGCCGACGACGAGCAUUAUAUUCCACGAGCAAUUCUCAUGGACCUCGAGCCCCGUGUCAUCCACGGCAUUAUGACUUCCAAGUACAACAAGCUGUACAACUCGGAGAACAUCUUCCUGUCGAAGAGGGGCGGCGGCGCGGGCAACAACUGGGCCUCCGGUUACAGCCAGGGGGAGCUGCUGCUCGACGACAUCUUCGACAUCGUCGACAGGGAGGCCGACGGCGCCGACCGCCUCGAGGGUUUCAUGGUGGUCCACGCCAUUGCUGGCGGCACUGGGUCCGGCGUGGGAUCUCUCAUCAUGGAACGCCUCUCUGAUCGCUACCCCAAAAACAUCGUCAACUCUUACAGCGUGUUCCCCAACCAGGAUGAACUAAGCGACGUGGUGGUGCAGCCGUACAACUCCCUGCUGACGCUGAAGCGCCUGGUGCGCAACGCGGACUGCGUCGUCGUGUUGGACAACACGGCUCUCAACAGGAUCGCGUGCGAUCACCUGCAGAUCGCAAACCCGUCCUUUGAGGACAUCAACAGCCUCGUCUCUACUGUGAUGUCUGCUGGAACCAGCACGCUCAGGUACCCGUCUUACGCAAAGAACAACCUGGUGAGCAUCGUUGCACCGCUGAUUCCCACUCCAAUCCUGCACUUCCUGAUGACAGGCUACACUCCUCUAACUCCACCAUCAGAGACCUAUUCGACGCGCAGGACAUCUGUAAUGGACGUGAUGCGGUGUCUCUUGCAGCCAAAAAACGCCAUGGUGUCGACGCAACAGGACAGAACGCUGCCUCACUGCUACAUCUCUCUUCUCAACAUUAUUCAAGGGGCGGACAACCCCAGCGAGGUGGAGAGGUCGCUGUCGCGCAUCCGCGAGCGGCGGCUGGCGCGCUUCAUCCCGUGGGGCCCCGCCAGCAUCCAGGUGGUGCUGGCUAGGCGCUCCCCCUACCUGCCGCCGGCGUCGCGCGUCAGCGGGCUCAUGCUCGCCAACCACACCAGCAUCGCCAGCCUAUUCGAAAGGACAAUUGACCAGUACAACAAGCUACGGAAACGGAAGGCUUUCCUGGACCAGUUCCGCAAGGAGAAGAUCUUCAAAGAGAACCUGGACGAGCUGGACGACGCGCGUGCGGUGGUGGAGGACCUGGCCGCCGACUACCAGCAGGCGACGGCUGCCGGCUACCCCACGUGGCGGCAGCAGCGGGAGCUGAGCCGGCGCGCCGAGGCGGAGGCGCAGCAGGCGCAGCAGGCGCAGCGGAGCGCCGACGACGGUGCCGAGGCGUUCGAGUAG